Aspergillus fumigatus Af293 is the source of this 864-nucleotide messenger RNA. Its product is annotated as putative extracellular guanyl-specific ribonuclease. The transcript has 4 exons. The record is from RefSeq and is a predicted model, not a curated record. Gene Ontology annotation, molecular function: RNA nuclease activity; RNA binding. The coding region runs from base 1 to 864 and encodes 287 amino acids. NCBI's taxonomy places the organism in Eukaryota, Fungi, Ascomycota, Eurotiomycetes, Eurotiales, Aspergillaceae.
AUGUUGUUCGACAUGAAGUCCGUCGUCCUCUACGGACUCAUGGCCCUCGUCCACGCCUCUCCCCUCUCCGAUCUCAGCAAGCGCGCCAAACUCGGCGACUUCCAAUGUCCCGACGACACACUAUCUGAACAUGACAUCCGCGAGGCCCUACACGAGUGCCGCAGACUCGACGACGGCUCCAUAGGCAAAUACCCGGCAUUCUUUGGCAACAAGAGCAAUAACCAAAAGGUAUUCGGCAAUAUUCCCGAUGGCACGGAUCUACGAGAAUUCCCCAUCAUCGUGGGCGGAGUGUACAGUGGUGGCGAACCUGGUCCGUGCCGCGUGGUCACAGACUACAAGGACAACCGUGGCGACUUCCGCGGUGUGAUGCAGCAUACUGGUGCUACUCCUGGCAGAGACAAAGAUGACAAGAACAAGCACGACAAGGACGAGGGAGACAUGAAGAGUAAUAAUGAGGAGCGCAGCGUCCAGGAGACUGAGACUGAGGUCGAGGAACCCACUGGCCACAUUGUCAGCGACCUGACCACCCGCAGCAAGAAGAGGAGACUUGGUAGCGCUACCUGCACCGACGGCGUCACGCUCUCCCACGAUGAUGUCGUCAAUGCGUUCAGGGAGUGCAAGAAGUGGGACGACCAUGGAAGGGGCGGGUAUCCCCACAAAUUCGGCAACAAGAGCGGUAACAGUCAGGUCUUUGAGGGCAUCACCAAAGACCUGCGCGAGUACCCUAUCAUUCAAAGUGGAACCUGGACUGGCGGCGAACCUGGCAAGUACCGUGUUGUCACCGACUACAAGGACAACUUUGAAGGAGUGAUGAUUGAGCAUGCUGGUGUUUCUUUCUCCCGCUGCACUAUCAACAAGGACUGA